CGCAGAGCCAGGGCGGGGCUCUUCACCGGGUCCGGCAGCUGAAGCUCGGCUCUCGGGUUACCCCUGCAGCGACGCCCCCUGGUCCCGCCGCCGUCGCCACUGCCGCUCCCGCCCCUCAGCUCCUCGGCCGCGCCAUGGGCACCCGCGACGACGAGUACGACUACCUCUUUAAAGUUGUCCUUAUUGGAGAUUCUGGUGUUGGAAAGAGUAAUCUCCUGUCUCGAUUUACUCGGAAUGAGUUCAAUCUGGAAAGCAAGAGUACCAUUGGAGUAGAGUUUGCAACAAGAAGCAUCCAGGUUGAUGGGAAAACAAUAAAGGCACAGAUAUGGGACACGGCAGGGCAGGAGCGGUACAGGGCUAUAACAUCUGCAUACUAUCGUGGAGCAGUAGGUGCCUUAUUGGUUUAUGACAUUGCUAAGCAUCUCACAUAUGAAAAUGUAGAGCGAUGGCUGAAAGAACUGAGAGAUCAUGCUGAUAGCAACAUUGUUAUCAUGCUUGUGGGCAAUAAGAGUGAUUUACGCCAUCUCAGGGCAGUUCCUACAGAUGAAGCAAGAGCUUUUGCAGAGAAGAAUGGUUUGUCAUUCAUUGAGACAUCUGCUCUAGAUUCUACAAAUGUUGAAGCUGCUUUUCAGACAAUUCUAACAGAGAUAUACCGUAUUGUUUCUCAGAAGCAAAUGUCAGACAGACGUGAAAAUGACAUGUCUCCAAGCAACAAUGUGGUUCCUAUUCAUGUUCCACCUACCACUGAAAACAAGCCAAAGGUGCAGUGCUGUCAGAACAUCUAAGGCGUCUCUCUUCCCCUAGAAGGCUGUGUAUAGUCCAUUUCCCAGGUCUGAGAUUUAAAUAUAUUUGUAAUUCUUGUGGUCACUUUCUGUGUUUUAUUACUUCCUCACACUUAAGAAUCUUCUCAUGUCUUAAGUCUUUUAAUUUUGGCUUUAUAAAAUCAUCAACUUUGUCCUGAAUGACUGCAGUUCUUUUUCAUGCUAUGGCUUCUGUAGCCUUAGUUUAAUAAACUGAAUGUUUGAAUUCCUCAUUAUUGUUUACUCUUCAUCAUGGAAGCCUGUCACUGUAGAACAUAAUAGAACUUGAUCACUUGAAGCUCAGACCUAUUGGUCCUGAUUGAAUCUAAGACAACCUUAGAAAUAAGCUAUUAUUUUGCCACAGAGCAGCUUGUAAGACACUCUUCUCAAUGCAGUACAUAUUUGACAGACCUAAGCAUUGCCCUAUAAGCAUAACAGCAUUUUGAGAGCUUGAAGAUUUUCCAUCGUGAAAGUCAAUUUCUAAAAUGCCUUAAUAGGUCUAUGUUGUAAAUUUUUUUCUUUAGUUUUUGUAAGCAUCCAAGACGAUGGGGAUUCUUUUUUUCUGGAAAAGAAUUAUCUUAAUAAACACAAAGGACUAUUUUAUUUUGUGUAGGGCAUCAUGGUUAUGGGGUCGCAAGUUAACCUGCUGCCUGGCAGGCUAGUGGACUUCUGUCUGAGAUGUCUUUGUUGCAGUGAUUGGCAGCCUGAGUAGCUUAACCAGUCUCAUUUCCCAGAAGUAGAAUGUCUGGUGUUUUUAUUGCUCAUGCAGUAACUAGCUUAAUGCUAGUAAUACCAUAUUUUGAAGUGUGAAUUUUGUGUUUAAACCCUUCUAGUAAGUGAAAUGCAGCCUAAUUUUAUCACUGUAUUCACUAACAAGCAUGGGCAAUUAUUUUAACAAUGCUUUUGAGUUCUACAGUGUAUUAUAGAAUAUAGUUCAGUUAAACCUUUGGUUUUAGUAUGUCUAAAGAAUACAGUGAGAGGUUAAUUUAUGCUCAAGUGGUACCAAUUAAAGGCAUGUGUUCUUUUAGUAUGAAAAUGAAAUAGUACCUUGAAUUUAAGUAGAAUGCACUUAGGCAUUGUAGGUAGAGUUCUGAAAUAGGUUUUUCCACUACAUAAUUGAAAUUAAUGGAGCAGCUAGUUUCUCAUUCAGAAAUGUACACACUAAUACUUAGUUUUACUUCCUUGUGGAUAAUAUUAAGCACUUACUCUGCAGUUUUCUGAAAGUUAACUGCAAAGAUAUUGUUCAGGAUGGUGGGAUACCUGCAAAAAAAAAUGUGUGGGCUUGCAUAGAUGACUAUGUUUCAUGGUUAAUCUGGUUUUUGCAGUGCUCAUGAUGUGUGGGGAGCACAGAAGGCAUUGCUGUAGUCAGUCAUUUUGUUUUUCUUUUGUAGCUGUUUGUUAUUUUAGUGUAUUGAUUAUAAAGAUGUUGUCUAUUUAUAAAUUGCUACUUUGUAUUUUAUGCAUGCUCUGUAAUUUGAUUUUUUUUCUUUUUUUAGUUAUUGAUUUGGAGUAUAUUCUCAUCCUAAUAAACAGUUAUAGGGGGACUAUUC
Molecule: messenger RNA, 2350 nt
Organism: Alexandromys fortis (reed vole)
Lineage: Eukaryota; Metazoa; Chordata; Mammalia; Rodentia; Cricetidae
Gene: Rab11a
Product: RAB11A, member RAS oncogene family
Exons: 5
Coding region: 135-785 (216 amino acids)
Biological process (GO): exocytosis; melanosome transport; neurotransmitter receptor transport, endosome to postsynaptic membrane
Cellular component (GO): transport vesicle; postsynaptic recycling endosome; Golgi apparatus
Molecular function (GO): GTP binding; GTPase activity
Source: RefSeq, a predicted model, not a curated record